AUGAAAAAGAUACAUGAACAGAAUCAGGCACUGAAAGUCAACACAUCAAAUUUUCCUAAAUUAGAAGUAAUUACACAGGCACUCACGCCAAACAAAACAACACAGGCUCCUCCAACAAAAGCAAUAACACAGGCUUCUACACCAAAACUAUCAACACAGGCUUCUACACCAAAAGUAUCAACACAGGCUUCUACACCAAAAGUAUCAACACAGGCUUCUACACCAAAAGUAUCAACACAAGCUUUUACACCAAAAGUAUCAACACAGGCUUUUAUUCAAAAAGUAUCUACACAGACUUCUACACCAAAAGUAUCAACACACUCUUCUACACCAAAAGUAUCAACACAGGCUCUUCAACCAAAAGUAUCGACACAGACUUCAACACCAAACGUAUCAACACAGGCUUCUACACCAAAAGUAUCAACACGGGCUUCUACAUCAAAAGUAUUUACACAGGCUUCUACACCAAAAGUAUCAACACAGGCUUCUACGCCAAGAGUAUCAACAAAGGCUGCUGAACCAAAAGUAUCUACACAGGCUUCUACACCAAAAGUAUCAACACAGGCUUAUACACCAAAAGUAUCAACACAAGCUUUUACACCAAAAGUAUCAACACAGGCUUUUAUUCAAAAAGUAUCUACACAGACUUCUACACCAAAAGUAUCUAUACAGGCUCCUAAACCAAAAGUAUCUACACAGACUUCUACACCAAAAGUAUCAACACACUCUUCUACACCAAAAGUAUCAACACAGGCUCUUCAACCAAAAGUAUCGACACAGACUUCUACAUCAAAAGUAUUUACACAGGCUUCUACACCAAAAGUAUCAACACAGGCUUCUACGCCAAAAGUAUCAACAAAGGCUUCUGAACCAAAAUUAUCUACACAGGCUUCUACACCAAAAGUAUCAACACAGGCUUCUACACCAAAAGUAUCAACACAAGCUUUUACACCAAAAGUAUCAAAACAGGCUUCUACACCAAAAGCAUCUACACAGGCUCCUAAACCAAAAGCUUCUACACCAAAAGUAUCGACACAGGCUUCUACACCAAAAGUAUCAACACAUGCUUCUACACCAAAAGAAUCAACACAGGCUCCUAAAAUAAAAGUAUCUACACAGGCUUCUACACCAAAAGUAUCAACACAGGCUUCUACACCAAAGGUAUCAACACAGGUUUCUUCACCUAAAGUAUCAACACAGGUUUCUACACCAAAAAUAUCAACACAGGCUUCUACCCCAAAAGUAUCUACACAAGCUUCUACACCAAAAGUAUCAGCACAGGCUCCUAAACCAAAAGUAUCUACACAGGCUUCUACACCAAAAGUAACAACACAGGCUUCUACACCAAAAGUAUCAACACAGGCUUCUACAUCAAAAGUAAUAACACAAGCUUCUACACCAGAAGUACCAACACAGUGUACUCCACCAAAAGUAAUAACACAGGCUUCUACACCAAAAGUAUCAACACAGGCUUCUACACCAAAAGUAUCAACACAGGCUCGUAAACCAAAAGUAUCUACACAGGCUUCUACACUAAAAGUAUCAACACAAGCUUCUACACCAAAAGUAUCAACACAGGCUCCUAAACCAAAAGUAUCUACACAAGCUUCUACACCAAAAGUAUCAACACAGGCUUCUACACCAAAAGUAUCAACACAGGCUCCUAAACCAAAAGUAUCUACACAGGCUUCUACACCAAAAGUAUCAACACAGGCUUCUACACCAAAAGUAUCAACACAGGCUUCUACACCAAAAGUAUCAACACAGGCUCCUAAACCAAAAGUAUCUAAACUGGCUUCUACACCAAAAGUAUCAACACAGGCUUCUACACCAAAAGUAUCUACACAGGCUUCUACACCAAAAGUAUCUACACAGGCUUCUACACCAAAAGUAUCUACCCAGGCUUCUACAUCAAAAGUAUCAACACAGGCUCCUAAACCAAAAGUAUCUACACAGGCUUCUACACCAAAAGUAUCAACACAGGCUUCUACACCAAAAGUAUCAACACAGGCUCCUAAACCAAAAGUAUCUACACAGGCUUCUACAACAAAAGUAUCAACACAGGCUUCUACACCAAAAGUAUCAACACAGGCUUCUACACCAAAAGUAUCAACACAGGCUUCUACACCAAAAGUAUCUACACAGGCUUCUACACUAAAAGUAUCAACACAGGCUUCUACACCAAAAGUAUCAACACAGGCUUCUACACCAAAAGUAUCAACACAGGCUUCUACACCAAAAGUAUCAACACAGGCUCCUAAACCAAAAGUAUCUAAACUGGCUUUUACACCAAAAGUAUCAACACAGGCUUCUACACCAAAAGUAUCUACACAGGCUUCUACACCAAAAGUAUAUACACAGGCUUCUACACCAAAAGUAUCAACACAGGCUUCUACACCAAAAGUAUCAACACAGGCUCCUAAACCAAAAGUAUCAACACAGCCUUCUACACCAAAAGUAUCUACACAGGCUUCUACACCAAAAGUAUCAACACGGGCUUCUACACCAAAAGUAUCAAUACAGUCUCCUCCAACAAAAGUAUCUACAAGGGUUUUUACACCAAAAGUAUCAACACAGGCUUCUACACGAAAAGUAUCUACACAGGCUUCUACACUAAAAGUAUCAACACAGGCUUCAACACCGGAAGUAUCAACACAGGCUUCUAUAUCAAAAGUAUCUACACAGGCUUCUACAUCAAAAGUAUCAACACAGGCUUUUACACCAAAACUAUCUACACAGGCUUCUAUACCAAAAGUAUCAACACAGGCUUCCACACCAAAAGUAUCAACACAGUCUCCUCCACCAAAAGUAUCAACACAUGUUUCUAUACCAAAAGUAUCAACACAGGCUCCUAAACCAAAAGUAUCAACACAGGCCCUUCAACCAAAAGUAUCUACACAUGUACAGGUUUCAACACUAAAAGUAUCUACACAGGCUUCUACACCAAAAGUAUCAACACAGGCUUCUACACCAAAAGUAUCAACACAGGCUUCUACACCAAAAGUAUCAACACAGGCUUCUAAACCAAAAGUAUCAAAACAAGCUUCUACACCAAAAGUAUUAACACAGGAUUCUACACCGAAAGUAUCAACACAGGCUUCUACAACAAAAGUAUCAACACAGGUUUCUACACCAAAAGUAUCAACACAGGCUUCUACACCAAACGCAUCAACACAGGUUUCUACACCAAAAGUAUCAACACAGGCUUCGACACCAAAAGUAUCAACACAGUCUCCUCCACCAAAAGUAAUAACACAGGCUUCUUCAAUAAAAAUAUCAACACAGGCUUCUACACCAAAAGUAUCAACACAGGCUUCUACACCAAAAGUAUCAACACAGGCUCCUAAACCAAAAGUAUCAACACAGGCUUCUACACCAAAAGUAUCUACACAGGCUUUUACACCGAAAGUAUCAACACAGGCUUCUACACCAAAAGUAUCAACACAGGCUUCUACACCAAACGUAUCAACACAGGUUUCUACACCAAAAGUAUCAACACAGGCUUCGACACCAAAAGUAUUAACACAGUCUCCUCCACCAAAAGUAAUAACACAGCCUUCUUCACCAAAAAUAUCAACACAGGCUUCUACACCAAAAGUAUCAACACAGGCUUCUACACCAAAAGUAUCAACACAGGCUCCUAAACCAAAAGUAUCAACACAGGCUUCUACACCAAAAGUAUCUACACAGGCUUCUACACCGAAAGUAUCAACACAGGCUUCUACACCGAAAGUAUCAACACAGGCUUCUACACCAAAAGUAUCUACACAGACUUCUACACCAAAAGUCUCAACAAAAUUUCCUACAACAAAAGUAUCAACACAGUCUCCUACAACAAAAGUAUCAACACGGUCUCCUACAACAAAAGUAUCAACACAGGCUUCUACACCAAAAGUAUCUACACAGGCUUCUACACCAAAAAUCUCAACAAAUUCUCCUACAACAAAAGUAUCAACACAGUCUCCUACAACAAAAGUAUCAACACGAUCUCCUACAACAAAAGUAUCAACACAGGCUUCUACAUUGAAAGUAUCUACACAGGUUCCUACACCAAAAGUAUCAACACAGGCUUCUACACCAAAAGUAUCAACACAGUCUUCUACACCAAAAGUAUCAACACAGGCUCCUACACCAAAAGUAUCAACACAGGCUUCUACGACAAACGUACCAACACAGGUUUCUACACCAAAAGUAUCAACACAGGCUUUGACACCAAAAGUAUCAACACAGUCUCCUCCACCAAAAGUAAUAACACAGGCUUUUUCACCAAAAAUAUCAACACAGGCUUCUACACCAAAAGUAUCAACACAGGCUUCUACACCAAAAGUAUCAACACAGGCUUCGACACCAAAAGUAUCAACACAGUCUCCUCCACCAAAAGUAAUAACACAGGCUUCUUCACCAAAAAUAUCAACACAGGCUUCUACACCAAAAGUAUCAACACAGGCUUCUACACCAAAAGUAUCAACACAGGCUUCUAAACCAAAAGUAUCAACACAGGCGUCUACACCAAAAGUAUCUACACAGGCUUCUACACCGAAAGUAUCAACACAGGCUUCAACACCAAAAGUAUCAACACAGGCUUCUACACCAAAAGUAUCUACACAGGCUUCUACAUCAAAAGUCUCAACAAAUUCUCCUACAACAAAAGUAUCAACACAGUCUCCUACAACAAAAGUAUCAACACAGUCUCCUACAACAAAAGUAUCAACACAGGCUUCUACAUUGAAAGUAUCAACACAGGCUCCUACACCGAAAGUAUCAACACAGGCUUCUACACCAAAAGUAUCUACACAGGCUUCUACACCAAAAGUAUCAACACAGUCUUCUACACCAAAAGUAUCAACACAGGCUCCCACACCAAAAGUAUCAACACAGUCUUCUAUACCAAAAGUAUCAACACAGGCUUCUACACCAAAAGUAUCAACACAGGCUUCUACACCAAAAGUAUCAACACAGUCUCCUACAACAAAAAUAACAACACAGUCUCCUACAACAAAAGUAUCAACACAGUCUCCUACAACAAAAGUAUCAACACAGUCUUCUACAUCGAAAGUAACAACAAAUGCUAAGACAACAAAAGUAACAACACAGGCUCCUACACCAAAAGUAUCAACAGAGGCUCUGAAACCAAAAGUAACAUCGCAGGAGGCUAUACCAAAAAUUCCUAAUACAAUGUCUUCUGCAACAGGGAUUAUCAGUCUGGACAAAACUACUGCUAAGAAAGUUGAUUUAGGAGCUGUUAUACCAAUAAAUUUGAAAAUUUCAUUCAAAGAAAAUUACACAGUAGAUCUAGAAGAUUCGCAAUCGGACACAUACAAGAAAAAAGAGAAAACAGUGAGAAAUUCCCUCACUAAAGUGUAUGAAAAAGUUACUGGGUUCCAAAGUAUAACCAUCAAAAGAUUCAUAAAGGGAAGUAUAAUAGCUGAUUUUGCAGUCAAUAUUCGUCUGUUUCUACCUACUUCUAACUCAACACAGAUUGGAAUAGAAUUGAAAUUAAAAACCGAAGAAUUAUCAAAGACUGGAUCUCUUGGCGACGUAGCAUUAUCGAAACAUUACAUUGAAGUUAUUACUGUCAGUAUAUUAAAAAACGAGUUGAGGGAUAAGACGAACCAGAAAGACUUGUAUAUAUGUGGCAUUGGAAAAAAAAGUAUAAAUGGAAGUUGUGUUACCAUAUGUCAACAAGAUAUAUACAAAUGCGUGUAUGGAAACUGCUAUGCUCACUUGAAUGGAACAGCCCAUUGCAUAUGUAACCAAGAUGACGACUAUUUUUAUACGGGCGAACAGUGUGAUGAAAAAACUGAAAAAAUCCAAUUUGAGCCUAACUAUAUUAUAGCGGCUGCAUGUGGAAGUAGUGGAUUUGUAAUCAUUGUAGCUGUUAUCGUGUGCAUUGUCUGCAGACAUAAAGCAACCGAAGAUAAAGAUAAAACAGACCUGUAUAUAACAGAACAUGAUACCUUAAGCUACAACCAUCCGACUGGUCUCUUGGGCCGACAGAGAACACCAUCUAAUUUGUAUUUGUCAAUGCGCGAUAGCACAUACAACAUUGACAACAGAAAUUAUGAAUUGGUUGAAGUUGAGAAAAAUAGCAGGGGGAACACUUAUAUGUAUAAUCCUUCUGCGGACCAACAUUUGAAUACAGAAAUUGACAGCAGAUCUGACAAAGCUUAUCAUUACACAUCGUUUUGUUCUGAAGAGUUUGCAAUAAAAAGACCACAGAUCCGAGCUAAUACAGAUUAUAAGUAUAACGUAUACAAUAGACCAAACUCACACCGACCUGAUUACAUGUAAUGAAUUCAUUGAAUCAUACUGCAUGCUUGGUUGAAAGAUCUACAUAUUGACGCAUAAUUAUUUUAUAAUCCAGUUUUCACACAUAAUAUGCAUGCAUUUUUCUAUAAACACUUGCAUCACCAUGCAUAAAUAUUAUUCUAGAGAAUGAAGGAUUACGUCCCUCUUUUGUCUUGUAGUUUUCCAUUAGUCUAUGUUUUAGGGGUUUAACUAUUUCUUAAUCUCGAUCAAUAAUCUUUGAAUGAGUACAUACAUGAACAUACUUUGAAAAUCAUUAACAGCAAAUAUCGUAUAGGACACAACAACGAGUUUAUUGCAUGUACUGUAAUAGUUAUGUCACAGAGGACCACGUAUAUGUUAUAAUACUGUCGUAAUCACAAUACUGUCAUAUUUGCCUGGAUUAGCAAAUAUGAACACACCAGGAGCAACAUAACAUGAUUUCUCUCACAGAGUGGAGUUUCUGUGCACAUCAGUAUUUAAUUUUUUUUUGUUGCUGUUUAAGGACUUGUUUGCCUUUUCAUUGUCUUUUUGUGUUUUACCAUGACAUGGUCAGUUUUUCUACGACUUGUGAAAUAUAAUUGUUUACCUCAAUUUAAAAACAACUGCAGUUUCUAAGAACAAGCUGAAACAAUAUUGAAUACUGAGAAGAAAUAAAAUAGUCCUACACUGAACUAUUGGUUCAUUUCUAUCAAUAAAUAAUUUUUUAUUUUCUAUUAUUAAUUGCGAAAUAUAUGACUUUUGAUGCGUCGUAUUUCAAUAUUUUUUUGUAUGUCUUUUAGGACAUUUUUGAUUACGGAGAAUGUUACAUGGUUCAUAGCAGACCAUGGAGUCUUAUAUCUUGCCAUAUUUUAAAGUAUAUUGUUACAUACUGUAUGACCCAUCUAGAUGUCUUAUGGUGUUAUUUUUAAUUUUUUGUUGGUUUGAUGUUUGACAUAUAUCUACAUUCUCAUUUAAUCAAUAUUCAAUACGUUUCAUAUUUGACAAUUUUAAAUUGUGUAAUCUAUUGUUUAUUAUAUAAAUAUGUAUAUUAUUACUUUAUAACUAUUUUGAGAUACAUUUUUUUUUGUAAUUUCGAAAUAUACUCGGAAAUGAAUUAUUGAAUAUCUAGUUAUGACAUGUUUCAAUCAAUAGCCAAAAUUUUUGUUUGAUUUGAACACUUAAAUGAUCGGGACUCUUUAAGAUUGCAGAACAAACCAUAUGCAAUUAUCUGUUUUAUCUAUUGGUAUCAUAAAUUUCGCUUUUCAUCUGAUUUCACAAAUUUAAAAUGAUUACAGUUACUCAGGGGUUGAGGGUUGCAAUAACCUUUCUGCAAUAAGGUUUGUCAGAUUCGCUAAAGUCAACGAUCUUACUUGAUGACUUCCAAACUUGUUGUGUCUUAUGUUUAAGCACUUUUUUAUAAUUGUAUUUCACUCAAUGAUUGCUUUCUAAUGUUUGCAAGAUAAUCUCUUGUUUAAACAACAACAGUCGAGGCAAAUAGGAAAUUGCAUAAUAUUAUGAAAUAUCCUAAUUUGAAUGACUAGUAAUAACUAUUUCCCAAUUGUAUAGAGCAUGACAUAUGGUAUAGACUAUUGUUCAGUGUAUGUUCACUGGUGUUAAUAUGUCCUUUGAUUGAGUUAAGCUAUUUCAGUUGAUAUUUUAUAGUGUGUCUUUCUAUGUUGUGAUGUUACACUAUUGUUUCAGAAAAAAGGGUGAAGGAUUGGUACCAUUAAAACGUUUAAACCCGC
Molecule: messenger RNA, 8012 nt
Organism: Mytilus californianus (California mussel)
Lineage: Eukaryota; Metazoa; Mollusca; Bivalvia; Mytilida; Mytilidae
Product: mucin-17-like
Exons: 11
Coding region: 1-6291 (2096 amino acids)
Biological process (GO): peripheral nervous system myelin maintenance; regulation of RNA splicing
Cellular component (GO): cytoplasm; nucleus
Source: RefSeq, a predicted model, not a curated record